AUGGGAGAAGCUAAGGAGCUCCAAGACGCAGCAAAUAGCCAACAGGGGACCCAUGUUGUGGCCAGAAAUAAAAGGGGACCAGAAGAAGUCUUCUUCUUUGCUUUCCUCACUAAUCUGCUCUCAGUCUCAGCCAUUGUCGGCAUUAUCGUCGGAGUUAAAUCCAGCAAAAUCUCCGGCACCGACAUUGAUAAUAUCCGUUUCACCCCGUCACACUACUUAGUAAAAACCGCUUGCAGUUCCGCGUUGUACCGUGAACUCUGCUUCUCCGCCAUUACCUCCGAGCCGGGCUUCACCGAGAAUUUGUCCAGCCACAAAGAUGCCAGAGAACUGUCCCUCAACAUAACCAUCAGCUCACUGUCAACAAAAUUUGAGCCAAAAAAAGGCCUGACGAAGGGACAGAAAGUCGCUCUUCACGAUUGCUUGGAAACUGUCGGAGAAACCCUGUACGAGCUUCGUCAUGUCAUCGUAGACCUCAAAGACUCCACUAAUCACGCCGACGACAUCAAAACUUUUCUCAGCGUCGCCAUGACCAACCAGGAGACAUGCCUGAACGGGUUCUCCUUCAACAAGGACGACAGAAGCGUGAGAGAAAGGCUGAAGAACGGGCAAGUUCACAUGGAACGCUUGUGCAGCAACGCACUGGCAAUGAUUAAGGACAUGACAGACAAUGAUAUGUCUAGUAAUAACAGAAAACUGAUGGAACUUGAGGAGGUGGAUGGUGGUACAUGGCCAGUGUGGAUGUCAAUCAAGGACAGCAGUCUUUUACAGUCGUCGAUGGUGACUCCAAAUGUGGUGGUGGCUGCUUAUGGGAGUAGGGAUCAUAGGACGGUGUCAGAGGCGACGGUGGCAGCACCGACGAGAAGUAGCACGAGACAACUAAGAUCAUUGGAAGAUACCUCUGCACCGGCUGAAGGAUGUCCUCUCAUGGAAAUCGAAAAAAAGAAGUUGAUAGAGGACUAUUACUCUACUAUGGUGGAUGUAGUUAUGGAUGAAAAAAUGCUGGGCGAGACUAGGAAUGACAAGGCGACUGCCAUGGAUCAUGAUGAAGGUGAAGGUCGCGAGAAUCAGCAUGAAAGUGAGACGAAACAAACGUCUCACAAAGAUUCUUUAUUGGGGUAUGAUGGUGUUGCAAAUGGUGGGGAGAUUGUUGAAGAUGAUCUUAUUUUGGAUGAUGAAGAGACAUGA
Messenger RNA from Prosopis cineraria, 1185 nucleotides. RefSeq names its product pectinesterase 3-like. NCBI's taxonomy places the organism in Eukaryota, Viridiplantae, Streptophyta, Magnoliopsida, Fabales, Fabaceae. The record is from RefSeq and is a predicted model, not a curated record. Bases 1 to 1185 code for a protein of 394 amino acids. The transcript is spliced from 4 exons. Gene Ontology annotation, molecular function: pectinesterase inhibitor activity; pectinesterase activity.